AUGGAGUACCUACAAAGGGAGUUUGCCCAGAUGAUGAAGAAUAAAAAAUUCAAAUUCCAUCCCAGAUGCCAAAAGCUUGGAGUGGUGCAUGUUUGUUUUGCUGACGACCUUCUCAUGUUUUGCAGGGCUGACUUACAAUCCCUUAGAUUGCUUAGACAAACUUUCCAAAAGUUUUCUGAAGCAUCAGGUUUGCAAGCAAAUGCAGAGAAGAGUGCAACUUAUUUAGCAGGUGUCUCAGCAAACCAAAAGCAGGAUAUACUACAAGAAUUGGAGUUCCCUGAAAGUACACUCCCAUUUAAAUACUUGGGGAGUACCUUUGGCAUCGAAGAAACUUUCAAUCAUACAAUGCUGGCCUCUAGUGGAGAAGAUUACUCAAAGAAUCAAUUGUUGGACAACAAGAGUUUUAUCUUAUGCAGGGCAUGUACAACUGAUCAAGUCAGUUAUAUUUGGCAUAUAGUCAUAGUGGGCACAGACCUUCUUACUACCAAAGAAGGUGAUGAAGAUGGUAGAAGCUAUAUGCAGAUCUUUUUGUGGACUGGUUCAUCAACAAUAUCAAAAAAGGCUUUGGUUUCGUGGGACAAAGUUUGUCUACCACAAGGAGCAGGUGGUUUAAAUGUGUUGAAUUUGGUGGUAUGGAACAGAGCUGCUGUAGCAAAACACUUCUGGGCUGUGGCAAAGAAGAAAGAUUGCUUAUGGAUCAAAUGGAUUCAUACUUUCUACAUAAAACACCACACACUAUAA
This is a messenger RNA of Nicotiana tabacum (common tobacco), 741 nucleotides long. Lineage: Eukaryota; Viridiplantae; Streptophyta; Magnoliopsida; Solanales; Solanaceae. The record is from RefSeq and is a predicted model, not a curated record.